ACAUGCUUUUAAAAGUUAGAAAUAAUGAUUCAAGAGACAACUGUUUUUUUGUAUUAUAGCAUUUUAACUUAAUUUAGUCAAACGCAGAAAACGAAUAACGUUUUAAAUUAUUUACCGGAAACCCGUAUUCGAGCUUGCUUAUUUGAUUGCCUCGGCCGACGCCUUCUUACUGGAAGCUCGAUCCAGCAGAUGAAAUGGCGGUGAGGCAGAGGAUUUUUAACUCGACAUCCCCUUUCUCCGGGUCAUCCAAAGCCGAUCUGAAGGGAUCGUACCCAUCAUGCUCGGCUGCGGAGCAGGAGCCGGAGGACGAGGAAGAGGAGGGAAAGGAUAGCAAGAUGGGCUACAUCAUGUGUUUGAACCCGCUGGUACAUAAACUCCUGACACAUGGAACCGCAGAACAAGUGGGAGAAAUGCCACUGAAGACCUCAACCUUCAUUGCUCAAGCUGAAUGUGAAACCCAGGACUCCCAAGAGUUCAGUCCAUCCUGUUCUGAACGUUCCUUUGUUCCUUCUCCUAACUGCUUCACCAGCAAUCUUCCCUCGGAGCACAACAACGUGGCGUAUCCAACCACAGUCCAGGAGCAGAGCAGCUCAUCGGCGCAGCUCGGCCUGAGAAAGAUCACCAAAAAGAAGCAGAGGCGCAAAGGGAAGAAAAAACAUGAGAAGAAGAAGCAGAGGCAGCGACACAGACAUCGAAUGCCCUCUGGAGUCCCCGAACAGGAGAGUGGACGUUCUCGGGUUCGGAUCCUGGAGGACUCGUCUGUUGGAGGAAGAAGCGACCUCAGCACUUCUUGCUGUAGCAGUGUUGAAAGCUCACAAGAGCAGAACAGAGGGCCCUCUGUCUUCAGCCCACAGAUCUACAACACAGGCUCCAGCUGCUCCCCUCAUAACUGGAGGGACCAGGACUACGGCCCCCUGAUUCCUUCCUACGGACAGGAUAGUGAAUCGGACUCUGUCAGCAGUCUGGGAGACUAUUCGUUGGCCCUCGCAGGCCUUAGGGGCAGCGUCAGUCAGGGGGACCCGUGCUAUGCAGGGCCUUUCUUCAAAGAUGUUGAGAGGGAUGUAAGAGAGGAGGAUGAAAUCUCAGCAGCUGAUUCUAUCAUCAAUGAGGGAAUCAUCUUUUACAAUGAAAAAAUCCAGCCUAUGGACUCAGAAUACAAGGAAGGGAGGGAAUAUGUCCUUUCAAAUUUCAUCAAGGAAGGCUCCUAUGGUGAAGUACACAGUGUUGAGGAUGUCAACACAGGCUUCAAAUUUGCUGCCAAAAAGGUCAGCCUGCAGAGGUUCAAUAGCGAGGAGGUGGGUACGUGGAGUACCCUCAGAUCUCCUCGUGUGGUGGAGCUCUUUGGAGUUGUGAGAGAGGGGCCAAAUGUUGUCCUCUUCAUGGACCACAAAGCUGGCUCCCUGGGCCAGCUGAUAGCGGAGCGUGGCCGCCUGCCAGAGGACCUAAGUCUCCAUUACCACUCACAGGUUCUGACAGCACUGGAGUACUUAGGGAAGAAAAAAGUGGCACAUCUGGACAUUAAAGCUGAUAAUGUGUUGCUGUCGGAGGACGGUCGAGACACCUUCCUGUGUGACUUUGGACACUCGGAGAGGCUUGACAAUAAGGGACUGAGCGUGAAUGGGUCCAGAGACCUGAAGGGCUCGGAGACCCACAUCGCCCCUGAGAUCGUUAAAGGGGAACCCCGCGGAGCCAAAGCAGAUGUGUGGAGCAGCUGCUGUAUGUUUCUGCACAUGCUCAAUGGGUGUCAGCCUUGGACAAGAUACUACACCUGUAGACUUUACCUGAAGAUCGCAAAUGAGCCUCCGCCUCUGAGGGAGAUCCCACCUGAAUGUAGCCGUCUCACAGCAGAAGUUAUCAAGGCGGGACUUCAGAAGGAUCCAGCUAAGAGAGCAUCAGCCUCUGAGCUCAAAGACAAAACUUCCAGAGCCCUUAAAGAAGUGGGAGGACUCACCAGCCCAGUGAAGGGGCCGUACACGGACCCGCUGUACACUGCCAACAAACCUGCAGACUCCCUGCAACUUCUCCACUGCAUCGUUGACUGUGAGGAUGAGGAGGAACAGAGGAAGUCUGAUUGGAAGGUGAUCAUAACAGGGAGUAACACAAAGGAGUUGGCUGACGACAAGGAAGAGAAGGAGGCUGAUUCCAAUGAGCCGAAGCAAUGCUCACCUUUCUCUCCACAAACGCUGAUCUCUGAGCCGAACCCCAAGAGAGGCAACAAGAUCACCGUGCCUGAACUGGAGCUUCGCAAACUGGAGCGAGAUUUCUACCUCAACAGUCUGUCGCAGCUUCACUCGGCUGAGAAGCAGGAGCAGCUUUUGUCUUGUCUCAGCAGUGACCCUUAUUCGAACUGGGAAACAUGGGACAAAAAGGACUCUGGCCGCUGGUCUCUGAGCCCAGCUGACGACUUCAGCUCUGGUGUUUUCUCCUUCAACAGUCAGCCAGAUGUGCCGGUUUUCAGUGUGGAUCUGCUGAGUCACACACAGCUUCCUCCUCCCUGCUGUUUUGAAGGGGUGGAUGUCUGUAUAAGAGACUUCAAUCAGAGAAAUAUCCGCAUCAGAGAGAAGCGCUGCGUGAAGGUGGGCCACAUCGCCACGGGAAUCAGUGAUCAGAUCUCUGAGCGGGUUUUCACCUUGGAAACUAUGCAGGGCCAGCAUGUCGCUCACGAUGAGGAGGUGCAGGAGUCUGGUCUGGAGCUCUUCUGCGUUCCUGCUCCUGACUUCAGCUCCGCCUGGAGGUGGAGGAUCAGAGACGGAGUGCUGGAGACCAGAUAAAAGCCCCCUGCUCUCUCUCUCUCUCGAUCGACCACAACUUAAUGUUGACCACUUUACACAUGUCUUAUUAUUGAAUUGUGUCUGUGUGAUAUCCUGCUUUUAGGAAUGGUAAUUAUGUUUUAACCAUAACUGCCUGCUCAGCAAACUUUCAUCUUUGUAAUGUGUCUCUUUGCCUUAUGGGUGCUGAUGACUCUGCCCAACCACUGAGCUUUUCUGACUGUGAUGUUUACAUGUUUUUUUAUUUUAUGGUUGAAAUUGAGAAAAAUAAACUGUAUAAAACUGU
Molecule: messenger RNA, 3054 nt
Organism: Labrus mixtus (cuckoo wrasse)
Lineage: Eukaryota; Metazoa; Chordata; Actinopteri; Labriformes; Labridae
Gene: map3k14a
Product: mitogen-activated protein kinase kinase kinase 14a
Exons: 16
Coding region: 195-2771 (858 amino acids)
Biological process (GO): positive regulation of canonical NF-kappaB signal transduction; protein phosphorylation
Molecular function (GO): protein kinase activity; ATP binding
Source: RefSeq, a predicted model, not a curated record